AUGAACUUGGACCGAGGCCAGAUUGCAUCGACUUGUCUUUCUAUGAACUCGACUAACUCAGAGUGUCACUCCUUGCAGGAAAUGCAUCCACAAGAUUCGGAGGCGCCUCUCAUGGGUAGUAAAGCCCAGACACAACACCUCAACAACGAAGGCAUCUCCUCUUCCUCGGCCCCACAUAUGACAGCCCAGGCAGCCUACAAUGUCUCGUCCGAACCCUCACCAGCGAAGCAGUUGGUUGCCCUGAGUGCUAAGAAUGUCAAAAUCCGCGCCAGGGACCUGGCUCAGACAAUCAAUUCAUUGUUCGAGCCGGUAUGGAUGAUGCUCAUCCUGGUCUUCCUUCAUCUCUCAGCCAAAAGCGCCUCCAGUCAUAUGAGUGUCAGAGCACUGCCCUACCUUUCCGUUGACACCUGCAAAUCGACAACAGAUUGCAUCUACUUUGGAUACACCGGCUUACCGGCUACAGAUCCCAUGAUCGCAGAGCUCUCUGGGUUCUUUGCCGCAUCGGAGCCCAAUAUAGUUGUCCCAAAGUUCUACACAGAUGAAGCCGCCAUGACUACCGCGUACGAUACGUCGCCUGUCAAUUUUGUGGUCGGUGCCGUCUUUCAUGGUCCUUCCACCAACUUGUCGGCACCCUCGACUGCUGGAGGCUCACAGGCAGACCUGUACCAGUACACAAUUCUGGCCAACCACACAGCCUAUGUCUACAGCAAUUACCUUGAUACCCGUUUCGCCACUGCACAGGCAUAUAUCGAGCGCGCUGCUAUUAAUUUGCGCCGCAAGGCCAACAACAAGUCCACUCUUUCUUCGCCUUUGCCUCUGAAGACCGACCCAGGAACGGCUCCGAGCGGUGUAGGACGGACCUUUAUCUCAACUGCCGAAUUUGUUGGAUUGUCAUCGUCAAUCAACCAGAGCUUGAACGCCUAUUAUAUCAUCUUUUGCUUCCAAGCAGUCUGGUUGGGGGUCUUAAGCAUUUUGGUCAUGGAGAAGAAGAAAAAGAUUCGCAUGGCCAUGACCAUGAUGGGCAUGAGUAGAAACUCUUAUUUGGUCUCUGUCUGGAUCAUGCAAAAUAUUCAGAACUUGGUUACGUGCGCGCUCAUGAUCUUGAUCCUGUUUGUCGGCCGCAUUUUCAUCUACACAAACGCGUUCAUCAUCUGGCUUCUCUUGAUACUCUUCUCUUUCAAUGCCACGGCGUUCGGAACUAUCGCUGCAGUCUUCAUUCGCGACACCAAAAAGACCAACAGCGUAUCUUUUGUGAUCCUUAUUUUCACAAUUGGAAGUUAUGGUAUCUGCGCAGCUCUUGUCUUUGGAGCCAGUCAGGUUGUCUCUCCAACAACCGAGACGCUCCUCUUCCUGAUCCCCUCGGUUGCGUUGGGAAGAGCAAUCAAUUUUAUCACAGGUACGGAAGCCGCACUCGGAGGCGUAACAUUUGAGAACCUCUCCUCAGGACCCUGCGGCAAGGCUCUUUGGAUGUUGGCAGUUGACUGCAUUAUUUUCUACUUUUUGGCGUGGUAUGUGGAUGCGGUCGUGCCAAACGAGUUCGGCGAUGCGCUGCCGCUAGACUUUUUCCUGAGACCAAGUUAUUGGGGCAUUGGACAGUAUCAUCAUGCAGGGGAUGCUGGACUGAGGGAAGGUAACCAGGCCGACUCGGCGCCUUGUUCUCAUGGGUACAGCAGUGGGCACGCUGAUAUGUUCGAGGAAAUCAACGUCUCCCAUAUUCCGGUUCAAGACAGGGGCAUUGUCCGGGUCAGGGGCCUUCGAAAGAACUACACGACAGGGCCCGGAUGGGCAUAUCAUAUUCCAAUCUGGGGUCUUUUUAUUCGGAUCCUUUAUCCUCCAAAGUCGGAGCGCACUAUGGGGCCGUUUUCGGGCGUACAGAAGCAUGAGGUGGUCGCUGGAUUGGAUCUUGAGGUUCACAGGAACGAGAUCCUAGGAUUCCUCGGUCAUAAUGGGGCCGGAAAGACGACCUCCUUGUCGAUGAUCAUGGGUAUGGUGAAGCCAUCUGCCGGCACAGUCAUUGUCAAUGGACAUCUUAUGCCUGGAAGCGAUGCUGUUGGUGCGCGAGACGUGGAUAUGAGGACGUUGUCGGAGGUCCAGAAGCAGAUGGGUAUAUGUCCGCAGCACGACGUACUUUUUGAAACAUUGACAGCCUGGGAGACGAUGCAGUUGUAUGCCGCGAUUAAGGGCGUCAAGGUUCAGGGCCGCAAGUCUGCAGCAAAUCUAGGAUCCCAACAAUCGACGCCCAAGGGGCUGCUCGACGAGUAUUUGGAACAUCUCCUGGAUGAUGUCUACCUCAAGGAAAAGAAGCACGAGCGUGUCGUGACAUUUUCGGGUGGUAUGAAACGCAAACUUUCUGUUGCACUCGCUUUCUUGGGUGAUCCCAAGGUUGUUCUGCUGGAUGAGCCCACAACGGGCAUGGACAUCUUUUCUAAGAAGCAGAUUUGGCAGCUCAUGCAGGACUCCAAGGCUGGACGUGCUAUCUUACUGACGACACACUCGAUGGAGGAAGCGGACGCGCUCUCGGACAGGAUUGCAAUUCUUUCCAAGGGUGAACUCCAGACCCUCGGAAGUUCACUGUUCCUUAAGAACCGCUUCGGAGUCGGCUAUCGUCUGAGUCUCGAGAAGCGCCGCGUUAUGCUGGCAGACCAGAUGCAUCAGCAGAGAGCAGACAUCCAGUCUAGCAGUUUGUUGGAUGCGCAAGAGUCGGCCGUGGUGCUGUUUAAUGAAGAACGUGCAACGGCGAUUGUGCAGCAGCACUUUCCGGAUGCAAUUAUCGACGUUAAUACGGCAACGGAUAUCACAUAUGUGCUUCCGACUACAAGCACGGUCGAGCAGCGAAACGGACGUACGGCUCAACAGUACAUUGAAGACAAGAAGGCAGCCUUGCCUGCGCUAUUCAGUCAAUUGGACGAAGAGAUUGCAGCGAACAAAUUGGGUGUCAGAAGCGUGGGACUUUCGCUUACGACACUAGAGGAGGUCUUUAUCAGUCUACAAGAGCAGGAUGAAGCCGAGGAACUUGCAAAAGAAGGGGAAGGAAACGGCAAUUAG
This is a messenger RNA of Gamsiella multidivaricata, 3045 nucleotides long. RefSeq lists its product as uncharacterized. Gene Ontology annotation, biological process: lipid transport; transmembrane transport. The transcript is spliced from 6 exons. The record is from RefSeq and is a predicted model, not a curated record. Gene Ontology annotation, cellular component: intracellular membrane-bounded organelle; membrane. Lineage: Eukaryota; Fungi; Mortierellomycota; Mortierellomycetes; Mortierellales; Mortierellaceae. Gene Ontology annotation, molecular function: ABC-type transporter activity; lipid carrier activity; ATP hydrolysis activity. The coding region runs from base 1 to 3045 and encodes 1014 amino acids.